Molecule: messenger RNA, 1190 nt
Organism: Mycena citricolor
Lineage: Eukaryota; Fungi; Basidiomycota; Agaricomycetes; Agaricales; Mycenaceae
Source: the annotation of a GenBank genome assembly
GACCGGCUCCCGCUCUGAAAUCGCACACGCUGGAUUAGUCUCAGUCGGCAUUCAAUAAGAACCUCAAACUAUCAAUGAGGACCUGGAACAGACAACUGAUAAUGAAGAGCGCCUGUGUAAUCCCAGGGACGUCCCCCGUCUUUGUUCAAUUAGUCUUGUCAAUGUCACCAUCCUCUGUCAAUCUGCACGGCAUCGCACAGCGAUCAGGGCCAUCAUGUAUCUGCGCCUGAACUCUAUGGCAAACCCAGUCACACAUAUUCUAUUCGGCACUUCUCCUGAUGCCUUUUACAUCGGACAUGGAAGGAGACAUCACAUCCAAGGAAUGCCAGAGGGAUUCACGAAGCACGCCGCCGCGCUUCAUAUCGCGAUGACGCUGUGGAUCAGUAUGACUAGAGACAUGCAGCACUGGGUCCUCUUCAAUGUCGCGACAAAUCAAUUCUUCCACAACACCGACAUCCCGCCUGUGAUUCGUGAUCACCUCGGCGGCGCGGACGGCAAAGUUCCUGCCGACUUCCUCACGUUCUCAGACGACCCGGACCCCGCCCAUUUCUUUCUCAAAGGCAAACGGCACGCUUCAUGGAGCGCCACGCUGGACGACUCGCUUAUUCAAGAGAUUCUGGCUCAGAAACGCCGUGUUCAGGGAUUCGACGCGAGUGUGCAGGGCGUUUUGUUUGGCAAGGGACGGACCAGUCUGACGAUGCUGCCGGGCGGUUUCAUCGCUCGUUUGGACGGGGAUGCCCUAGAUCCAGGCCACAUUCUUAACAAAACACUGACCGAAUUCCAAACUGGAUGGGCAAUCGAACGGGGCUCGACACUGUGUUUCUACGAUCACGCGUACUUCUUCCUCAAGUUCAAGCAGCAGCACGGCACGACAGUGCAAAUGCGCUGGAACAUGCCACCACAUAUGAUGCAAAUCCUCGCUGAGCUGCGGGAGGUCACAAUGGGUGUCGAGGAACAGAACCUCCUGAUGCAAGACGACGAGGUGGCGAUGGGUAGAGCUCGGACCCGAAUGGAACAAUCGAUGAGAGGCAAUCGAUGAGAGGCACUAGCAUGCUUGCAAACAUCGGGAUUCAAGGGGCAAUUAACAUCAACGCCGCUGCGUCUGGUGGGCACGUAGUGAGUAGAUACCGCUAGUACGUGUAAAAAUGGAGAAAACACAAGAUUCCGCUCGGGCUCGAACAGGAGGCGGG